AUGUCGCCAAAUCUCUUCCUUUGUCUCAAGUCGGUCGGGGAUUGGAUUCCCGAAAAGCCUUUCGAUGAACGCUACGAAUUUCAUUAUCAGUCAGAGCCAGUUCCAGGUAUCUACUUGAUUCUACCAACAACCCGCUACCUUAUCGCCGUCAAGCCUCAGGGCGCGAACGACGGCGGCUGUCUUUUCAAGAACCGUAUAGGCCUCACUGAGCCAGAGAGACGAAUCUAUAAGCCGCAAAAUUCUAUGGAGAGGUCACCAAUAGACUACACAUGGUCAGUGGAUGAAGGAGAGUCAUGUUGGGUCACUGCCGCUACAUGCACCACUGGCACUAUACGCUCCACUUCUGCCGCUUCUCCCUCUUCCCCCGCUAUCACCGACGGCUCCAACAGCUCCAACAGCUCCGGCGCCUCCAGCCGCAGAACCGUAAAAUUCGUUGUCCCUGCACCCAGGCAAGAAUCUAACCCUUACCGUGCCGCUCCCCGACCAGUCUUAAAAUCACCACUCUCCCAAUUGAUAAGCGCCGACGACCUACCCUCGCCGCCACCUCCUCGGGAACCACUAGCCCAGCCCAAAGGCUGGCUUUUCCCCAAGCGCCGUCAAGAAAAAACAAACAAAAUCCGACUCCGCGAUAUCGACUUCAUCGGCUACCGUCCGGUAUCCUACCCUCUGGAAGUCGAGUAUUCAUUUAUCUUCCAGCGCUGGAUGUUCACGACCGAGCUCUCCCGCCGCACGCACAUCUUCGACACUUGCGCUAGCGACGACUGUAUGGAUGCCGUCGUCGGUAGAUGCAACAGCGGUGUCUUGAAGAAGGAAUUCACCUGUCUAGACGAUGGACACUCCUGGAUCCUCACCGGCGACGUCAUUAGGAAAGGCAGGAAACCAAGUAAGGGAGCACCCAAAGUCAAACGACGCCCCCACAUAGACCGGGACACAAACCCCCUCUAUUGUCUGAACGGAGCAGCGAAGAUGCGGAGACAGACAGAGGAAGAAACAAUCGCGAGCAGGAAGAACUUAUGGGAAGAAGAAGGAAAGAUCUUGAGAUGGGCGGGCAAGGACGACGAUUACCUUACGAUCCGACUUUAUUUCCCGAGGAUGCAACUUGGAAAGUUAUGGUCUUGA
This is a messenger RNA of Amorphotheca resinae ATCC 22711, 1119 nucleotides long. RefSeq lists its product as hypothetical. The transcript is spliced from 2 exons. NCBI's taxonomy places the organism in Eukaryota, Fungi, Ascomycota, Leotiomycetes, Helotiales, Amorphothecaceae. Bases 1 to 1119 code for a protein of 372 amino acids. The record is from RefSeq and is a predicted model, not a curated record.